This is a messenger RNA of Neltuma alba, 408 nucleotides long. Its product is annotated as S-protein homolog 2-like. The record is from RefSeq and is a predicted model, not a curated record. Lineage: Eukaryota; Viridiplantae; Streptophyta; Magnoliopsida; Fabales; Fabaceae. The transcript has a single exon. The coding region runs from base 1 to 408 and encodes 135 amino acids.
AUGUCUCAAAUGCUAAAACCCAUCAUUAUCCUCGUACUAUCAUCAGUUCUUGUGUUGGCACCUCACUUGGUUGAAGCCGACACGCACCUGUCCGUCAACAACUAUUUAUACAACAGUUUGGAGCUGCUUCUCCAUUGCCAAUCUAAAGAUGAUGAUCUUGGGCGUCACCUUCUUCAUCCCAAAGAGAGUUUCAAGUUCCGUUUCAACCCUAAUUUGUGGGGCACGACUCUGUACUAUUGCAGCUUCCAAUGGCCAGGUGCUGUGAAGUGGUUUAAUAUAUAUGAAGAUGGUAGGGAUUCAUCCAAUUGCGAUGAUGGUAAGUGCAUUUGGAUAAUUAAACAAGACGGACCAUGUCAGGUUAAUGCACCUGGCUACGGUGUCAUUUGCUAUCCAUGGAAGGGCGAGUAA